Cooperia oncophora is the source of this 708-nucleotide messenger RNA. NCBI's taxonomy places the organism in Eukaryota, Metazoa, Nematoda, Chromadorea, Rhabditida, Trichostrongylidae. The record is from the annotation of a GenBank genome assembly.
AUGCUUGGCCUUACCACUGAGCCAAGAGUUGCCUCUACCGAUGAGGGGCCAUCUAAUCUCGUCAGGGAAUCAGGACGUCAUCAGAUUAAUCGGAAACCCGGAAACUCCCCCACCCAACGACACAAGGACUGCCUCUUCGUCUGCUCGUAUAAUUGUCGGACUAUUGCAUCGGAUGCUGAUCUCCGAACACUUCUGCUGAGGAGUCGUCAGAUCAAGUACGAUGUUAUCGCUAUACAAGAAACGAAGGGCAGAACGGAAACCAUUAGGAAAACCGAUCACAACGAGCUGCUUAUUGUUGGAGCCAAGGUGGAUGGCAAGAAUGUCGGCGGAGUUGGAUUUCUCAUAAACCAGGCAGUGGUCCAUCUAGUAGACUCUCACAAAAUCAUCAGUCCACGCAUCGCUGUUCUACGCUUGCUGACCAAAGAUCAAGGAGCCAUAUCCAUUAUCAAUGGAUAUGCACCCACCUCCACCGCCACUGACGAAGAACGCGAAGAAUUUUACCAGCUUCUGGAAGACACGAUUCAGAAUGAGAGAACUUACUACAAAUUAAUGCCUGUUUCAACGGCCCUUGUGCGAGCCGGAGUACCUGCUAUGCCGGAGCCGGCAGGUACAACCGUGAAAUUGGCAGGAGUGCCCUUCUCGAAGAGUGGCCAUUUCCUACGUGUAUCUGGGAAGAGAGCUAAACAUGCUGAACAACAUCUCUGCUGA